AUGUCAAAUGUCGCUGAUCUGCAUCGUUACUUAAAAGAAACACGCGAAAACAGAAAACAGCUUAUUGCGUUAGCUAAAAAAUAUAUUAAAUCCGAAGACAAAAAGCUAAAGAAAAACAGCCCAAAAAAUCGUCAAAUCAGCUGCAAAAAUUGUCUUUUCCCACAACUUAACAGAUUUAAUAAUCAAGAAAUAAAACUCGUAGAAUGCCCAAUAAUAGCUUUAGUUUCAAAGCCAAUAGCUCCUUUAAGUCACAGAAUUCGUAGAGAAAAAUCAUUUCUUACACCUAAUUUGAAAGAAAAAUAUGAAGUAAUGGAUUAUGUAUAUUCCAAAAGAAUUAAUCGACCCAGCCCUAGUCGCUCUUUUCAAAUUCUCGAAAGCAGAAAUAAAAAUAUUGGUGAUCAUAAAAGAUUUGCUAGAAAUAGAUCAAGUGAACCUAAUGUGAAAAUAUAUCACAACUCCCGUUCACAUAGAUCUACAACCCCUGAUUUUGAUGAUAACUUGAAAAAUAAAAAAUCAGAUCCAUUUCUGUGGAUUCAAAGAAGAAGAAUGCUUUUAAAAGAAAAACUUUUGAUUAAAUCACCAACAAGUUUAUCCUGUAUAAAUUAA
This is a messenger RNA of Blepharisma stoltei, 606 nucleotides long. NCBI's taxonomy places the organism in Eukaryota, Ciliophora, Heterotrichea, Heterotrichida, Blepharismidae. The record is from the annotation of a GenBank genome assembly.